UAGACAUCGGCCUGAAGACCGCAGAAUUCACUUGCCAGUCGGAAGCAAACAUGGCGAAGGUGUUUGGUGAUUUUUCCCUACUCUUCCUCUUCUUCCUUACAGCAUCAAUUGUGUUCACGUUCAGCUUGGCAGAGAGAUCCACCUACAUUGUUCAUAUGGACAAGUCCUUCAUGCCAAAGGCAUUCAGGAGCCACCACAAUUGGUAUUCAUCGAUGGUCGGCUCACUCGGCUCCAUCGCAUCGGGAAACAAUCGCCGAUCCUCACCGUCCCUCCUGUACAGUUACGACACUGUUGUGCACGGUUUCAGUGCCGUCGUAUCACCGGCAGAGCUUGAGACUCUCAAGAGGUCGCCUGGCUUUGUCUUAGCUUACCCGGACAGGAAUGUCACGGUUGACACCACUCACACCUUCGAGUUCCUAGGCCUCAGCCCCUCCAUGGGGCUUUGGCCUGCCUCCGGUUAUGGCAAGGAUGUCAUUGUUGGGGUCAUUGACAGUGGGGUGUGGCCCGAGAGUGAGAGUUACAAGGACGACGGCAUGACCCAGGUUCCGUCUCGAUGGAAGGGCAAAUGUGAAGUGGGGCAGGAGUUCAACUCGUCCAUGUGCAACUUGAAACUCAUCGGGGCCAGGUACUUCAACAAGGGCGUCACGGCGGCGAACCCAGGGAUCAAAAUUUCCAUGAACUCAGCUCGGGACACUGAGGGACACGGGACGCACACUUCCUCGACAGUCGCUGGAAACUAUGUGAAGGGGGCGACCUUCUUUGGCUAUGCAGAGGGCACUGCUCGGGGGGUUGCUCCACGGGCCAGGAUUGCUAUGUACAAGGUCCUUUGGGAUGAGGGACGGUACGCUUCUGAUGUCCUUGCGGGGAUGGACCAGGCUGUAGCUGACGGUGUGGAUGUGAUUUCAAUCUCGAUGGGCUUCGAUGGUGUCCCAAUAUAUGAGGAUCCAGUCGCAAUUGCCUCGUUUGGGGCCAUGGCGAAGGGGAUCAUUGUCUCAUCCUCUGCAGGAAAUGACGGGCCCGCUCUUGGGACCCUUCACAAUGGAAUCCCGUGGAUCUUGACCGUUGCAGCAGGAACUAUCGACCGAACAUUUGCCGGAACCCUAGUCCUAGGAAAUGGCAUGACAAUUAUCGGAUGGACAAUGUUCCCUGCCAGCGCCAUUGUCAACAGCUUUCCACUUAUCUACAAUGAGUCCUUAUCGGCUUGCAAUUCGUCCAAACUGUUGUCCAAAGCUCCUAAUGGGAUCAUCCUAUGCAAGGACAUCGGCUCUCUCCGCCAGCAAAUAGAUUCUAUCACAGAAUCGAACCUCCUUGGAGCGAUUUUCGUUUCAGAUUAUGAUGAGCCCUUUGAGUUAGGAGGUAUGACCUGUCCCGGAGUCGUGAUAAGCUCCAAAGACAGUCCUAGCGUCAUCAAGUAUGCAAAAACGGUUCGUGAACCAGUAGCCAGUAUUAAAUUCCAGCAGACGAUCGUCGGGACCAAGCCAGCACCAGCCACGGCUUUUUACACCUCGAGAGGGCCUUCGCCGUACAAUAUUGGGAUUGCAAAACCUGAUGUAAUGGCCCCAGGGUCACUAGUCUUGGCUUCAUGGAUUCCUAAUGGCUACGCUGCCCAGCUGGGGGCGAAUGUGUUCUUGUCUAGUAAAUUUACCAUGAUUUCAGGUACUUCCAUGGCCUGCCCUCAUGCCUCCGGUGUAGCCGCGCUCCUCAAAGCUGCCCAUCCCGAGUGGAGUCCAGCGGCUAUUCGAUCGGCAAUCAUGACCACGGCGGAUCCUUACGAUAACACAUUUAGCCCUGUUCGGGACAAUGGUCGGGAUUUCGAGCCUGCAUCCCCACUUGCCAUGGGAGCAGGCCAUAUCAACCCGAACCUAGCAAUGAAUCCGGGCUUGGUCUAUGAUGCUACCCCAGAGGACUACGUGAACCUCCUAUGUUCUAUGAACCUGACAGAGAAACAGAUCUUGGUCAUCACCCGUUCGAGUGGCCAGUACAAUUGCUCGACCCCCUCUCAUGACCUGAACUACCCAUCAUUCUUCGUGUCCUACAGCAAUAAAACAGAGACAAUGGUUCGGAAUUUCCACAGAACCGUCACAAACGUCGGGAACGGGCCUGCCACUUAUACAGUCGAGGUGGCGGCCCCGAAAGGUUCCAUAGUCGAAGUCUAUCCCAAGAAGUUGGUGUUUGGGCAGACGAAUGAGAAGCAAAGUUAUAGUGUGAGUGUAAAGUAUAAGAGGGAUGAGAAAGGGAAAGUUUCAUUUGGUUCGCUUGUUUGGGUUGAUGGGGCAGGGAAGUACGGAGUUCGGAGCCCGAUCGUCAUCUCGCCGACCUUCUUUUCCCUCCCGAUGAAUUGCAGUGCAUGGUUGAUGUUGAUCUUACACGGUAAUAGUGAAUCUGAUAAUUACAUCAUUUACAUGGACAUGUCUUUCAUGCCGAAAAUCUAUGUCGAUCACCACAGUUGGUACUUGGCCACCGUCAGAUCGGUGUUGCACUCCUCAUCACAAGCAAGAACCACGACAACCAUAAGCCCUUCUUCAUUGUCCAAUUCCAAGCUCAUCUAUAGCUACACUCAUGCCAUACAAGGUUUUAGUGCUCACCUUUCUCCUAGUGAGCUUGAGACCAUUAAGAACUCUCCUGGCUAUGUCUCUUCUAUUCGAGACUUGCCAGUUAAGCCUGACACGACCCACUCCUCCCAAUUUCUGGGCCUUGCGGCUGACUCCGGGGCAUGGCCUGCUUCCAAUUAUGGUGAAGAUGUCAUAAUUGGGCUCAUAGAUACCGGGGUAUGGCCGGAGAGCCAAAGCUUCCAUGAUGAUGGGAUGACGGGGAUUCCAUCAAGGUGGAAAGGGGAAUGCGAGGUUGGGACUCAGUUCAAUGCAUCGAUGUGCAAUAAGAAGUUGAUCGGUGCUCGGUACUUCAACAAGGGUCUCACGGCAAAAAAUCCCAACUUGACUAUUUCCAUCAACUCCACGCGAGACACCGAGGGGCAUGGAACCCACACGUCGUCGACAGCCGCCGGGAACUAUGUGGAGGGCGCAUCCUUUUUUGGCUAUGCCCCAGGGACCGCUAGGGGGAUGGCCCCACGGGCUAGAGUUGCCAUGUACAAGGCUUUGUGGUCUGAAGGAGCAUUCAUGUCUGAUAUCAUAGCUGCGGUCGAUCGGGCGAUAUUGGAUGGAGUCGAUGUGCUUUCCCUCUCACUAGGUUUGGAUGUGACUGCAUUGCAUCUCGACCCUAUUGCCAUAGCGACCUUCGCAGCCGUGGAGAAAGGCAUCUUCGUCUCAACUUCUGCGGGGAAUGAGGGGCCUUCCGAUGCGACACUCCACAAUGGGACCCCCUGGGUCAUAACCGUUGCUGCAGGAGACAUGGACCGAGAUUAUGGCGGAGUUAUCACUCUCGGAGAUCAGGUUCAAGUCAAGGGCACGAGCCUAUUUCCUGGUAAUCCAUCUUUGUCCAAAACUCCUAUGGUAUUCACGGACCUCUGCAAUGACUCGAUGGCGUUGAAUCGUCUCGGGAAUAAGAUUGUUGUGUGCGAGGAUACGAGCAAUAUACUCGGCGACCAGGUCGACAAUGUCCAAGCUGCGAAUGUUUCUGGAGGAAUUUUCAUCACGAACAACUCCGACAUUGAGUCCUUCAUUGAGACCCAGCUCCCUGCCAUCUUUGUGGACCCGAAGAACGGGGAAAUCAUAAAGGACUACAUAAGGAAAGCCUCAGGGCAGCCGGAGGCGGUGAUGGAGUUUCGGCAAACGAUUAUUGGGGGCAAUAGGCCAGCUCCGAGGGUAACUAGCUACAGCUCAAGGGGUCCAUCCCCGAGCUGCCCGGCGAUUCUCAAGCCAGACAUAUUGGCCCCUGGUUCAUUAGUCUUAGCCGCGUGGCCGGAAAAUUCUCCAACCUCCUUUGUGGGAUCGAAGUUCCUAUACUCAAAUUUCAAUUUGUUGUCUGGGACUUCCAUGUCCUGCCCGCAUGUGGCUGGAAUGGCGGCCCUCCUUAGGGCGGCACAGCCUGAAUGGAGCCCAGCCGCUAUCCGUUCGGCCAUCAUGACAACCUCAUACUCAACGGACAACACAAAUAGUCCCAUAGGAGACCUCGGAGACAACCAACCCGCUACUCCUCUCGCAGUGGGGGCAGGCCACAUCAAUCCGAACAAGGCAUUAGACCCCGGGCUCGUGUACGACGCAACAACAGAAGAUUACACCAAUCUCCUAUGUGCACUCAACUACACCGCCAAGCAAAUCCAAACCAUCACCAGGUCAUCGUCCACAAAAUGCUCCAGCCCUUCCUUGGACCUCAACUAUCCUUCUUUCAUCUUCUUGUUGGAAGGAAACACCCCGGCGGCUCAGACGGCACGAGAAUUCCAUCGUACCGUGACCAAUGUCGGGGUGGGAAUGUCCAGCUACACUGCGAGCGUUACGCCCAUGAAGGGCUUCAAGGUAAGCAUCGAGCCCGAAAAGCUGGUCUUCAAGGAAAGGUAUGAGAAGCUGAGCUACAAAUUGACGUUAGAAGGCCCGACGACGAAGAUGAGCGAUACAGUGGCUUGGGGCUACCUCAGUUGGACCGACAGUGCAGGCAAAUACCAGGUCAGGAGUCCGAUAGUGGCGACGACCUUUCCCAAAUAGCCGGGACCACAUGUAAUCAAUUAAUUUGUCUUCUAGGAAAUCUUAUGGAACAAAAAAGAGAAAAGGAACGAGGUACAUUUUAUCUGAUCCAGAACAUUAUCAUAUGAAAUAUUGCUGAAUUUCACUACUAA
Molecule: messenger RNA, 4729 nt
Organism: Punica granatum (pomegranate)
Lineage: Eukaryota; Viridiplantae; Streptophyta; Magnoliopsida; Myrtales; Lythraceae
Source: RefSeq, a predicted model, not a curated record